Molecule: messenger RNA, 944 nt
Organism: Benincasa hispida (wax gourd)
Lineage: Eukaryota; Viridiplantae; Streptophyta; Magnoliopsida; Cucurbitales; Cucurbitaceae
Product: alpha carbonic anhydrase 4-like
Biological process (GO): one-carbon metabolic process
Molecular function (GO): zinc ion binding; carbonate dehydratase activity
Source: RefSeq, a predicted model, not a curated record
AUAGGCUUUAGAGCUGCAGAGCAGCCAUGGCCUUCUUCUUCUUCUUCCAAAAUUUCCUUUUUCUCUUUCUUCUUUUCUUCUUUAUUUCUUCAUUUUCUCUCUCCUCCAUUUCCAUGGCAUCUCAAUCUGAAGUAGGUGAUGAAUCUCCAUUUAGUUACAAUGAGGGAAAUGGAAAUGGACCAAAAGAAUGGGGAAAGCUAAAAUCGGAUUGGAAAUCUUGUGAGAAAGGAAAGUAUCAAUCUCCCAUUAAUAUCGUUGAAGAAGAUGUUCAAGUUCUUCCUCAGCUUGGAAAACUCAGAAGGGACUACAACCCUGCCCCAGCUGUCGUCAAGAAUCGAGGACACGACGUUUUGAUAAGGUGGGAAAAAGAUGCUGGAAAAAUUAUAAUCAAUGGGACUCAUUACAAAUUAUCCCAAUGUCAUUGGCAUGCCCCAUCUGAACAUUCUUUCAAUGGAAUAAGAUAUGAUUUGGAGAUGCAUGUAGUUCAUACAAACGAUCAUAAUGAGACCGCUGUGGUUGCAAUUCUAUACAAAUUUGGACGCCCUGAUCGCUUCCUUUCAAGAUUAUUCCACCACAUAAAAUCAAUAGGGAAAGAAGAAAAAGAAAUAGGGAUAGUGAAUCCAGGAGACAUCAAGUUUGGUGGAAGAAAAUAUUACAGAUACAUUGGUUCCCUCACUGUUCCUCCUUGUACUGAAGGUGUUAUUUGGACUAUUCAAAAGAAGGUAAGAACAGUUUCAAGGGAACAAGUGAGAGCUUUGAAAAAUGCUAUACAUGAGGAUUUGAAGAAAAAUGCAAGGCCAACACAAGCACUAGAUGGAAGAAAAAUUCAAUUUUAUACUCCACAUAAGUGAAGGGUUUUUUUUUAAUUAUUAAUUAUUUUUAUUUUUAUUGGGUUAAGCACAGAACCUAUCAUAAUGUUAAGUGUAUUUAUAUCCUAAAUUGUA